Messenger RNA from Lolium rigidum, 2076 nucleotides. Its product is annotated as probable inactive receptor kinase At2g26730. The transcript has 2 exons. Gene Ontology annotation, molecular function: protein kinase activity; protein binding; ATP binding. Gene Ontology annotation, biological process: protein phosphorylation. The record is from RefSeq and is a predicted model, not a curated record. Bases 1 to 2031 code for a protein of 676 amino acids. Lineage: Eukaryota; Viridiplantae; Streptophyta; Magnoliopsida; Poales; Poaceae.
AUGUCCGUCGCCGCGUCCGCGGCGGCGCUGCUGCUUGCGCUCGCCGCGUCGCUCGCGCUCCUCGCGUCCGCGGAGCCGCCUGCGAGCGAGCGGUCGGCGCUGCUGGCGUUCCUGACGGCGACGCCACACGAGCGGAAGCUCGGGUGGAACACCUCCACGCCGGCCUGCCGGUGGGUCGGGGUCACCUGCGACGCCGCGGGCUCCACCGUGGUGGCGCUCCGCCUCCCGGGGAUCGGGCUCCUGGGCGCCAUCCCGCCGGCCACCAUCGGCCGGCUCCCGAGCCUCCAGGUGCUCUCGCUGCGGUCCAACCGCAUCACUGGAACCAUCCCCGACGACCUGCUCCAGCUCUCCGCGCUCCGCGCCGUCUUCCUGCAGAACAACGCCCUCUCCGGCGCCAUCCCGGCGGGGGUCGGCCGGCUGGGCGCGCUGGAGCGGCUGGUCCUCGCCCACAACAACCUGUCGGGCCCCAUCCCGUUCGCGCUCAACAACCUCACCUCGCUGCGGUCCCUGCGGCUGGAGGGCAACCGCCUCUCCGGCAAGAUCCCCAGCAUCAGCAUCCCGGGCCUGGCCGCCUUCAACGUCUCCGACAACGCGCUCAACGGCUCCAUCCCGCAGAGCCUGGCGCGGUUCCCGGAGGACGCCUUCGCGGGGAACCUCCAGCUCUGCGGCAGCCCGCUCCCGCCAUGCAGCCCCUUCUUCCCCUCCCCGUCGCCGGCACCCGGGAUGAGCCCCAGCGACGUGCCCGGGGCGGCGUCCGGCAAGAAAAAGCUCUCCGGUUUGGCAAUCGCCGGCAUCGUGGUGGGCGCAGUGCUGGCGGCGCUGCUCCUGCUGGCCCUCAUCGUCUUCUGCGCGAAAAAAUCCCGGCAGCAGAGCGGCGCCCGCGAAGGACCGAAGGCGGCGGCUGCGGCGGGGCAGACGCGAGGCGUGGCCCCGCCCGAGACCGGCAUGACGACGUCCUCGUCCAAGGACGACAUGGGCGGCGGCGGCGGCACCGGCACGUCCGGGUCGGCGGCCGCGGCGGCGGUGGCCGCGGGCGCCGGCACCGGGGAGGCGAGCCGGCUGGUGUUCCUGGGGAAGGGCGCGGGCUACAGCUUCGACCUGGAGGACCUGCUCCGCGCGUCGGCGGAGGUGCUGGGCAAGGGCAGCGUGGGCACGUCGUACAAGGCGGUGCUGGAGGAGGGGACGACGGUGGUGGUGAAGCGGCUCAAGGACGUGGCGGUGGCGCGGCGCGAGUUCGACGCGCACAUGGAGGCGCUGGGCCGGGUGGAGCACCGCAACCUUCUCCCCGUCCGCGCCUACUACUUCUCCAAGGACGAGAAGCUGCUCGUCUACGACUACCUCCCCAACGGCAGCCUCUCCGCCAUGCUCCACGGGAGCCGGGGUUCAGGCCGGACACCGAUGGACUGGGACGCCCGCAUGCGGUCGGCGCUGUCGGCCUCUCGCGGGCUCGCGCACCUGCACUCCGCGCACAACCUCGCGCACGGCAACGUCAAGUCCUCCAACGUGCUCCUCCGGCCGGACUACGACGCCGCCGCGCUGUCCGACUUCUGCCUCCACCCGAUCUUCGCCUCCACGACCACCCGCGUCGGGUCGGGUGGCUACCGCGCGCCAGAGAUGGUGGACUCGCGCCGGCCCACGUUCAAGGCCGACGUGUACUCCCUGGGCGUGCUCCUGCUGGAGCUCCUCACCGGCAAGUCCCCGACGCACGCGUCCCUCGAGGGCGACGGCACGCUGGACCUCCCGCGGUGGGUGCAGUCCGUGGUGCGCGAGGAGUGGACGGCGGAGGUGUUCGACGUCGAGCUGGUGCGACUCGGCGCCAGCGCCGAGGAGGAGAUGGUGGCGCUGCUGCAGGUGGCUAUGGCGUGCGUGGCCACCGUGCCGGACGCGCGGCCGGAUGCCCCCGACGUUGUCAGGAUGAUCGAGGAGAUCGGCAGCGGCCACGGCCAAACGACAACCGAGGAGAGCGCUCGUGGGGGAACUUCGGAGGAGGAAAGGUCGAGAGGCACGCCUCCGGCCGUCCCGACGCCGUGACGCCGGCAGGAUAAAGAUUACAUUGCAUAGUUCCGUGGUGCCCGU